AAAGUACUAAAGAACACGUGUAAUGUAAAGGGAAGUAAUGCAAAUUCUUUUUCCUCAAAUCUCGUUUGAUAAAUUCAGUCCAAAUUAGUGUGUUUUGGAGUAAAACUUCUCCACUCAAUUUUCAAAAAUGCUCGGUGAUAAAUCUCAAACCCCCACUCGGCACGAGUUGUUGAGUAUGGUUAAGAAGCACUCGAAGUUGAUUCUAGACACCACGUUGGACGAGGACGAGACGUCGGCUGAUGUGGAAAUGGAUUCCGGAUUCUGGCAUGACAUCAUUGAUUUGUAUUUCGUUAGCAGUAGGGAGUCGAGGGGGCGCGAGGAUGAUGACCUCGUGUUUUUUGUUAGAAAAACGGGUUUGCAUGCGCAGAGACCUAGUGACAGUGCGGAAGCAAACUCUCCUUACUUUGUACGCAGGUGGGCACCUAAGUUGGAUGACUUAGUUGGUGAUAAUUCAACGAUUAUAGAUUGGAGACGCUCUUUUUAUCUGAAUUUGAUUGCUCAUACCACAUUCAGUGUUACAGUAGCGAUUUGCAGUCAUCAGGUUCUUCGGCAAUAUCAUGCCAGCCAAGGCAAAACCUUGUCUCCUAUCUAUAAGGUCUUGAAGACUGUGUAUGCAUCUCCAAGUCGUAUUAAUUUUCAUUUGGAUUCAAGAAAGGAAGUAGAAACAACACCUGCCUAUCCAGAAAUAUGUUUUGCCGUAGAUGACUUCGAUUCCACCUUUGAUGCAGUGGUCUUGACUGAUACGGAUCAUUGCUACUGCGUACUGCUAAAUGCUCAUGACGGGGCAGCAUUUCCACGUGAUACGAAAACAGAACAAGUUAGUUCUGACGUCUCUUCUUCAGACAAUGCUGCUGCUAGUGCUGGCAAGAUAAAGAAGUCCAAGAUUACCCUUUUUUCAGGUUUUGUCAGCUAUCAAAUGGUCCGAGAAGCAUAUGAUGCUGGGAGGACUGGUUUUGGAAGCCUUCUGUCACUAGGUCAUUCUUCUGGGAGAACUGAUAGAAUUUAUAUGAAAGGUCCUGGAGGACGUGGUGAAGUUGAAGUAGCUGUGUCUGGUGUUCUCGAUCAAAGCAAGACGGAACUAGGUCCGCAUUCACCUAUUCAAAUACCUAAAAAAGGGCUCGGAAUCGGAACAAUGGUUAGAACAGCAGCAUCGGUUGCAUCAACAGCAGCCAAGAAUGCUUAUGCCGCAGCCUCCUCCACUCGACCUUCCGACGAAGAGAUGCUCCCCCUCAAGUGCUGCUUAAUGUCCAUCUCACUUCCAUGGGAAAAUAUUGCUCACGAUCUUCUUUUCAAGGGAAGUCCCCCGGUCAACUUGUAGCGAUCAAGAGUUGGUACAUAACUUCCAUAACGAGAGUACACAAAUUGCAAUUGAAUUUACUUGGAAGAGAAAUACUGGAGCUGAGUUGUAAAUUACCUGUAUCUUGGUAAAUUCUGUUGCACCCAAUUAAAGAUUGGUCCGAAUAUUCAACAUUUCAGGGCUGCACGAGUGCAGUGUAGCCUUUAUAUUGUGCUUUGAAUUAUAGAUUCACAGUUAUCUGAAUAAUGCUAGUAGUACUGAUUCUUUGAGCUUUGCGAUCUCUAUAUAUUUUCGGCCUGCUUAUGAUUUGAAGAAGGCUAUGUGAGAGUGGUUCU
Erythranthe guttata (spotted monkey flower) is the source of this 1632-nucleotide messenger RNA. RefSeq names its product CW7 (gene CW7). Lineage: Eukaryota; Viridiplantae; Streptophyta; Magnoliopsida; Lamiales; Phrymaceae. The record is from RefSeq and is a predicted model, not a curated record.